AUGAAUCAAUAUAGGGAUGAUCUGGGCGAAUCGCAGCAUUUCACGGACAAUCCUCAGUUCGAAGAGUGGAGUGACGCUAUAACAAAGAAUCUGUUUGAUGUUAACGGUCACUUGAGCACAUUGCAGCAAUUCAUCAAAACCUUACAAAGUAAUCUUAAGCAAGGUAAUAACCGAUCAAAGAUGAUUGCAAACAUUGACAAAAAGUCCGUCUUACAUAUCGAAAAGAUUUCAGGUGCUUUGAAGGUGGUCAAUGAUCUGGUGCAUAAGAUGAAUUCCAUCGAGGAAACAGCCCUAAAUAAGGCACAACUAAUAUCUAGGGAAAAGCUGAUUAGAGAUGUCAAGUAUUCAGUGCAAGAGUUUCAAAGUGCUCAAACGGAAUUUGCACGUAUCAGUAAAAACAUGAACGAGGAGGCUCGGGCGGCCUUAGAAGAAGACAUAAAUCACGGUGGUGAUGUGUCGACCAACGCUCCCUCUGUCGGUGCACCAGAUCAGCAGAUAGUGAUAGAAAGAGAAGCUAUAAAUAACGAAGAGUUUGCAUAUCAGCAAAAUUUGAUACGACAACGAGACGAGGAAAUUUCGAACAUUGAAAGUGGCAUUACUGAACUAAACGAGAUAUUUCAUGACCUAGGAACUAUUGUUCAACAACAAGGGCAUCUAGUGGACAAUAUCGAGAGCAAUAUUUAUUCAGUGGUUAAUAGUACACAAUCGGCAGCCCGAGAGUUGGGCAAAGCCAUGGCAUCCCAGAGAAGCUCAAGCAAGUGGUGCCUAUAUAUGCUCAUUAUUCUUGCAUUCUUUCUUUUGAUGAUGUUGUUGAUAGUAUUUACUUAG
Molecule: messenger RNA, 828 nt
Organism: Lachancea fermentati
Lineage: Eukaryota; Fungi; Ascomycota; Saccharomycetes; Saccharomycetales; Saccharomycetaceae
Source: the annotation of a GenBank genome assembly